Exophiala spinifera is the source of this 1908-nucleotide messenger RNA. RefSeq lists its product as uncharacterized. Gene Ontology annotation, biological process: DNA-templated transcription. Bases 1 to 1908 code for a protein of 635 amino acids. The record is from RefSeq and is a predicted model, not a curated record. Lineage: Eukaryota; Fungi; Ascomycota; Eurotiomycetes; Chaetothyriales; Herpotrichiellaceae. The transcript is spliced from 6 exons. Gene Ontology annotation, molecular function: zinc ion binding; DNA-binding transcription factor activity, RNA polymerase II-specific; DNA binding. Gene Ontology annotation, cellular component: nucleus.
AUGGCCUCGCCUGCUGCGGUUUCAAGCGACAUCGGGCCCGCCAGGAAAUACCGGUCCAGGAAACAAAAGCCCUGCGACAACUGUCGGCGACGUCGGGUCUGCUGUGUUCGAGACGCAGAGGGAGCUUGCGCCUUGUGCAGUCGACGCUCAAUACCAUGCACCUUCAGCUCCAAUCCCUCUCCACGCAAACGGCCUGCGCGAACCACGACGACGGCCACGGACCCAUUUCCACGGGCAGAACCUGGCUCAAUACCGGACGAGUCACCGCAGAGGAUUGCUAACCCACGUUUCGUCGGCAAUCCGUCCCAGCCAACCUCUUCAACUACGCACUCCGGCCACAAAGGUGGCGUGGAAGGGAAGUACAUCGGAUUGACUGGAACGGAGGAUGUCUACUUUGUAGCGGAUCGUUUGCAGGGUUUGGGUAAUGACCCUGCGCGCGAGGCCUACUUCAGGGAACGAUCUGCUUCUGCUCAGUCGUAUUCGUCUGGGACUUCUAAUCAUCAUCACGUCGGCUCGAUCGAACCCAGUUUGCCUUUGGUCCGGUCAAUUUUCUUCGAGCGGUCCCAUCCAGCGUAUCCGUUGCUGGAAGCACGCCUGGCUCAGAGCGAGAAACAGUCUCGCCUCUUGGCCAUAGCAAUAGCCAUCAUCACGAAAUACACGUCACCAGAGUUGGCUGGCUUAGACAACAACGUGCUGAUAGAAGAGUUCACAUCAAGUUUGCUUCUCGAAGCACGCUCGCCGACUCUUGAAACCGUGGAGGCUGCGAUCCUCUUCACCCAGAGAGCGCUCAGGGGUAAAAUGAGCACCAGCGCGCCAGGGAUGUGGGCCGUCAUUGGCACGAUUGUCGGUAUGAGCCACGAUUUAGGUCUCAACAUCGAUUGUUCAAUGUGGAGCAUCCCAGCAGCCGCUAAGCGAAGGCGAAGACGAAUCUGGUGGGCAGUGUAUAUGCAAGACAAGUGGUUCGCUCUGGCUCUAGGACGGCCUUCGUAUUUGGACGACGCGAACACGACGACACUCAUGCUCACAGCCGCCGACUUCGAGGAUUGCAAACCAGACUCGGCCGAAGAUCAGCUUGAGAGGCCUGAGCUGGUUACGGGCAUCCACUGUUUCGUUGCUAUGGCCGAGUUAACAGUCAUCCUCAAAGAGGUCCUUGCCGUUUUCUUCACCCUCAGCUCCGUGGUUCGCCUUCGAGAAGCUACUGGGGAACAUAUCUGUGACAUCGCGGAUAGGAUCGAAGCGAAAUUAGAAAACUGGCGUGCAACCUUUCUCGACCAGGUUCUCACACAACGCACUUUCCCUGACGUAACUGGCAGCUUGGAAAUCGCGUUCUUAACCGUUCGUGUGAUGCUGCUCCGAGGCAUCUUUCCAAAGCUGUACCGGCGAAACCUUCCUCUGGAUGUCCAGGUCAACCGUGGCGUCGAUAUCACCUCGCGUGCCAUCACGUUAGUAGAGACCUUGCAGAUAAACCGCCUCAGCGCAUUCUGGUGGUCCUACUCUGGUUUCAACUUUACAUUAAUUGGUACCUGUAUGGCAAGUCUCAAAAGACUCUCCGCCGACACAAUACGUGCAAGGUACUGGGAUGAGAGGCUAGCAUACUAUCAUAAGCUUCUUGCCGCCCAUGGGGUGAGUUUUUGGCCUGCCAAAUUUGCCGCAACCGCUUUGGGUUUGAUGGCGAAGAAUUUGAGGAAAUCCACCGACGUUGCGCCUGAAGACGCCCACGAAGACGGUCCUAGUCUGAUCGAUGAGUCAACUGAUGGGCUCAUGAAUGCAUUCACUUCUCCCGAAACCUCAUGGUCGGGUUUCUCAUACGAUUUCUUCCCUCAUAACCUCACAGAGCACCUUAAUGAUGCCGACUUCUCCACGGACUGGACUUCCAUCGGUAAACCUGAUGGUUUUCAAUGGCAAUGA